GACACAUCCAGUAUCCGGCAAAAAUUGUCGUCAGACAAACGUCACAAAGUUGGCGUAUCCCCCGAUCUGGAAACCGACGAAAUACAUCUGGCUGGUUUAGAUGGCGAAGCUCGCGUUCGAGGAUCCCGCUUAGAGUUUGAGCAGUGCUCUUGA
Molecule: messenger RNA, 153 nt
Organism: Paraglomus occultum
Lineage: Eukaryota; Fungi; Glomeromycota; Glomeromycetes; Paraglomerales; Paraglomeraceae
Source: the annotation of a GenBank genome assembly